Procambarus clarkii (red swamp crayfish) is the source of this 3547-nucleotide messenger RNA. The record is from RefSeq and is a predicted model, not a curated record. NCBI's taxonomy places the organism in Eukaryota, Metazoa, Arthropoda, Malacostraca, Decapoda, Cambaridae.
CUGUGAGCCAGCCGUCUGUGUUAAUCACUGUGGCUGGUCCUCUCCUCCGUUGCCACCACCACCAGCUUAUAACCGCGGACCCUCAACAGGCGCCACAAUAGGCUACCGGCAACGCUGCUAGGAAAAGCAUCCUCCAGCACACCCUUUACGGCAGAGGGAGGGAGCUGAUGUCCUCUACAAUAAGGCUGUAAUUUGAAACGAUGUUUCCUCCACUUGGGGAGCAAUGAAGUAUGACCCACCAACGACCCGAUCACCCAACCACUCCUUUACCCCACCGUUGACCACUACCACAGGUACAGAUAAGCAGCAUGAAGGAUGUGUCAUGGGUGACGGGGCUGUGGUGGUGGUGGUUGCUGGUGGAAGGGACGUGGGGGUCAGUGCUGAAACAGUACGUCCUCCUGCCCUACGGCCUGCCCAGCGCUCAGCAGACUAACUUUUCUGGCGCCAAGGCCAGUCUAGUGCUGUGCGCCCACGCCUGUGACACUCAGACCGGGUGUCAAGCCUUCAUCUGGCAGGAGAGACAGAGUGUGGAGUGCGUACUGUUGUCACAGCUGCCGGGCUACAAGAACACCCCCACCACAGGCCUCCACACCUACAUCACCACCAACGUUGGGGGCGUCCGACUUAUCUACCUCCCCAAUGUUUUAACAUGGAAAAAUGCCACGGCCCAGUGUGCCAAAAGUCCGGGGGGAACUCUUCUGAAGCCUCCUCUGGUCGUCGAGACAAUAAAACACAUCUCCAGCUUCGCGAUGGUGGUGUUCUUGGAUGGGUUUGUGGGCACUGACUCCAUCCUGAGGGAUAGUUCUAAUAACCAAAUUGACCUGAGUGGCAAGUGGGCCAGCAACCAGCCCAGUGGAGCGUCUGGCAGAAGUGGAGAAGUUUUAGCUCUCACCAACAUAGGAUACUACACCCAACCCCCCUUAACCCAAUCCAGCGACACUGCCGCCCUUUGUAUUCUUCCUUAGACCUCUUGUUGCCCAACCACUUGGGCUGGAUUGUAGAGCGACGGUCUUGCUUCAUGCAGGUCGGCGUUCAAUCCCCGACCGUCCAAGUAGUUGGGCACCAUUCCUUCCACCCGUCCCAUCCCAAAUCCUUAUCUUGACCCCUUCCAAAUGGCAAUUCCCUUGUCGCUCCCUGCUGCACACUGCCCUCCGGAAUGUGGGUGCUGCCCGCUCUUAACUGAUGGGCCGCAUGUCUGGUGAUCGUGUCGCCCAAAUAGCAAAUUUACAGAAAUGAUGAACUAACAGCAGCAUUAGGUGAUUGGAAAUACGCCCAACCAUUUGUCCCGUCCGGGAUUUGAAGCUAGAAUUCCCGAUUGUGAGUCGAGAAGGGACCAUUUGCGCUCUUCUUUAAAGAUUUCCCCGGCGUAUUCGAGUAAGUCAAGUUUCAGGGUAGAUAAUACCCUUGUUAGCAGUUAAUUGAGUCCUAGCUGGCUCUGGGUACAAGGGACAGGACGAACAACCCAGCGGCUUUUCCUCCUAAAGUCAAGUAAAGUAAAUUUUAUUCAGGAAAGUACAUACAUAGUUGAUUUACAAACAUAAUGUUGGAUUUAUAGAUAGAGCUAGUACAUACAAUACCUAAAGCCACUAGGGCUAUUGGAGGUUGUUAUGCAUUCUGUUACGGCGGUGUAAUAUUUAUCCGCAGGAUAACUGACGCUAUUCAGUGAACACCCGGCUUUCUCUGGGCAAAAUUAAAAAGAAAAUAUACCUUUGUUUACAUUCUCGUAGAGACUCUUUUUCCUAAGCGCCAGAUGAAGAAUGACGUCACUGAUAAAUGACGUCAGGUUUGUGGUUUGAUGUGUGUUACGCAAACGAUCAAUUUUCUGUAAGCAAGACGUCAUUUACAGUAUCUACUUUUCGAUUUGUUUAUCAAUUAAUCAUUAACAUGCCAGUGCUAUAUUUUGAGACAAGGUACUCAAUAUACACACAAGUAAAACAGUUAAAUCUCUUGAAUGGUUAUUUGAAUAUUUUAAGUAAACUCGUCAGUUUACUCUACAGUACAGCAACAUAUAGUCUAUUCUUAAAGCUUCAUAGAGAUUGACUGCAGUUAUAUAUAUAUUACUCUCCUUUAGGUACAUGCUAAUAAGUAUACAAUAUAAUAACACUAUUUAGUAGUAGUGUAGUAUUUAGUAUAACUGGUAGUAAUAGUAGUACAAGUUUAAUAGUAGUAGUGUAGUGCUAUAUAAUAUUUUUUUUCAUUUCACCUGUUCACCUAGCAGCAAGUAGGUACUCAGGAGUUAGUCAGCUUGUUGUGGGGUUGCCUCCUGGGCGGGGUCAGUAAUUCAACCCGAGGGGUACUUCGAUAAAAGCCUAACGUGUAUGAAUACACUCUGGCUUCCUGUCCCCCGACACAUUGAAUUAUACUAGUGCAAUUGUAAUAGUCGAAUUAGUAGCAGCAACAACAGUAGUAGUAAUGGGCGAAACAAAAAAAAUCAUCUGUUGUGUCGUACACUGUGGCAUGUUGAGCUUGAAGCUGUUGUCCCCACAUAUGCAUUACAUUUGACCAUUUUAAGGUAGUGAUCUGGAUUAAUAUCAUCCAACUUGUCAAGUAUUUCAAAGGUCUCCAUGAGAUCAGCUCUGUCAUGUCUGGUUAGCAGAGUUGUUAGUCAACCCUGAACGGAAACCCGUCAAUCAUUGCUGGUAUGCGAGUUGACAUAAUUCUGGAAUAAUUUUUGUCGCUUUUGGAAUAAAUUAUGUCGCUCCUGUGUUGAACGUUCUCGAAAGCAGCUUGUUGAGCUUGUUGAAGGUGGAGUUCUCCAUUCUGGGAUACAAAUCCCAGUGGGAACAAUAUCCAAGAAUGGCGUUGGUUCGACGUCGAAUCAGUGUUAUCAACAUUGAUUCGACGUCGAUCUUUGACACUGUGCUUACUGGGAUGGAGGCUCGCCAGAGGCUUGAAAGUGCAGUUGAAUAACUAAUUUAAUUUAAUUCAAGCUGGUCGUGUAAUGUGUACAAUGUACCAUUAGCUGGUCCAACCACCUUGACUGGACGGUAGAGCGACAGUCUCGCUUCAUACAGGUCGGCGUUCAAUUCACCGACCAUCCAAGUGGUUGGGCACCAUUCCUUUCCCCCCGACCCAUCUCAGAUCUUUAUCCUGAUCCCUUCCAAGUGGUAUAUAGUCGCAAUGGCUUAGCGCUUUGCCCCUCAUAAUUCCCUCCCUCCCCAUUGGCUGGUCCAUCGCAUAUAAUAGUUUAAUUUAAUGGGGUUGGCAGCAAGUUUUACUUAACCAGCUUGUACACAGGCUGCCUGCUGGGGGUGUUGGCAUCACUCGCUGGCCUGUCAACAACACGUGAUAAUUUGUCUCUAAGCUGUGCUGGUGAUGUUAGAUAUCUCCUGACCUUGCUCCACAAGGUCGAGUUUACCUACAUCAUUCUUUCGCAUAUAACGGAGAAUGUUAUGACGCAUUUGCUACUUUUUUAUUAAAUAUUUUAUUAAAUAAAUUAAGGCUACAUAUAUGUAAAAAUACUAAUAUUAUGUAAUCUCACAAAACCAUUAUACCUACUUGUACAUAAAUUAUUAUUAUUAUUAUUAUACUUCAUUAUUUCUCGAAU